Cricetulus griseus (Chinese hamster) is the source of this 1362-nucleotide messenger RNA. NCBI's taxonomy places the organism in Eukaryota, Metazoa, Chordata, Mammalia, Rodentia, Cricetidae. The record is from RefSeq and is a predicted model, not a curated record.
AUGAGUCAUGUGUUUGGUGAAAACUCCAAGGUGCUGCGGUCUGGCAGUCUCUCAGGGAGAGUGGCCCGUUGUGGCCACAGCGGCUCCACUGAGAGGCUGGACACUGCCCAGGCUAGUUGUCUCAAUAGACAGCAGCUCCUGACAACCAUCCGCCAGUUGCAGCAGCUGCUGAAGGGCCAGGAGACCCGCUUUGCUGAAGGCAUCCGAAACAUGAAGAGCCGGCUGGCUGCGCUGCAAAACACCAUUAGUAAAGUGGCCCCAGAUACACCUCCAGUUUCCUGCCCAGCUCUGGAUGCCCCUCCUGAUGGCAGGAAGUUCGGGAGCAAGUACUUAGUGGACCAUGAAGUCCAUUUUACCUGCAACCCUGGGUUCCGAUUGGUUGGUCCCAGCAGUGUGGUAUGUCUUGCCAACGGCACCUGGACUGGAGAAAAGCCCCACUGCAGAGACAUCAGUGAAUGCUCCAGCCAGCCUUGUCACAAUGGGGGAACGUGUGUGGAAGGAGUCAACCAGUACAGAUGCAUCUGCCCUCCAGGAAAAACUGGGAACCGUUGUCAAAACCAGACCCAGCCUGCAUCACAUAAUGCUGGGCAAGAUGGUGAUGAAGCUGUCCCCAGAGCCCCACGUUGCGCGCAGAUGGAGCGGGAGCAGCAUUGCAGCUGCGAGGCGGGAUUCCACCUGAGCAGCACCGCAGCCGGCGACAGCGUCUGCCAGGAUGUGAAUGAGUGUAAGAUCUACGGGCAGGAAGGACGCCCCCGGCUCUGCAUGCAUGCCUGCGUGAACACCCCUGGCUCCUACCGAUGUACCUGCCCUAGUGGAUACCGGAUCAUGGCUGAUGGGAAAAGCUGUGAGGAUGUGGAUGAGUGUGUGGGCUCACUACACAUGUGCCCCCAAGGGACCACAUGCAUCAACACUGGAGGAGGUUUCCAGUGCGUCAGUCCUGAGUGUCCCCAGGGCAGUGGCAACAUCAGCUAUGUGAAGACAUCUCCCUUUCAGUGCGAGCGAAACCCCUGUCCCAUGGAUAGCAGGCCAUGUCGCCACCUGCCCAAGACCAUCUCCUUCCAUUACCUCUCUCUACCUUCCAACCUGAAGACACCCAUCACGCUCUUCCGCAUGGCCACAGCCUCAGUUCCAGGCCAUCCUGGACCCAACAGCCUGCGCUUUGGAAUUGUGGGUGGGAACAGCAGUGGCCACUUUGUGAUGCAACGCUCAGACCGGCAGACAGGGGAGCUCAUCCUGAUACAGACCCUGGAGGGGCCUCAGACUCUGGAAGUAGACGUUGACAUGUCCGAAUAUCUGGAACGCUCCUUCCAGGCCAACCACGUGUCCAAGAUCACCAUCUUUGUGUCUCGCUAUGCCUUCUAA